Messenger RNA from Trichomycterus rosablanca, 3334 nucleotides. It is a transcript of the gene kif19, whose product is annotated as kinesin family member 19. Bases 1 to 3060 code for a protein of 1019 amino acids. The record is from RefSeq and is a predicted model, not a curated record. NCBI's taxonomy places the organism in Eukaryota, Metazoa, Chordata, Actinopteri, Siluriformes, Trichomycteridae. Gene Ontology annotation, molecular function: ATP binding; microtubule binding; microtubule motor activity. Gene Ontology annotation, biological process: microtubule-based movement. The transcript is spliced from 20 exons.
AUGAAGGAAACCGUAGAAUCAAAGGACCAACAGCUAACGGUGGCAUUGCGAAUCAGACCGCUGAGCGAUGUUGAGAUGGAAGAAGGAGCUGCUUUGGUGGCUCACCGAGUUGAUGACCAGAUGGUGGUUUUAAUGGACCCAUUGGAGGAUCCUGACGACAUCCUGCGAGCACAUCGUUCAAGGGAGAAGACAUACAUGUUUGAUGUGGCAUUUGAUUACUCAGCCACACAGGAGGAGGUUUAUAGGUGUACAACGAAAGGCUUAAUUGAAGGCCUCAUAUCAGGAUACAAUGCCACUGUGUUUGCUUAUGGACCCACUGGCUGUGGGAAGACCUACACUAUGUUGGGGACGGACACAGAGCCUGGCAUCUAUGUUCGCACUCUUAAUGACCUGUUUAAAGCCAUUGAAGAGACCAGUGAUGACAUGCAGUACAGCGUCUCCAUGUCCUACCUAGAGAUCUAUAAUGAGAUGAUUCGUGAUUUGCUAAAUCCCUCUUCUGGCUUCCUGGAUUUGAGGGAGGACUCAAAGGGGGAGAUCCAAGUAGCCGGAAUUACAGAGAUGUCCACCGUCAAUGCCCGUGAGAUUAUGGAGUUAUUGAUGAGGGGAAAUAAGCAGCGGACCCAGGAGCCAACAGCGGCUAAUCAGACAUCCUCACGCUCUCAUGCCGUCUUGCAGGUGGCAGUAAGGCAGCAGAGUCGCUGCAAGGAUGUUCUACAGGAAGUUCGCUUUGCUCGCCUUUUUAUGAUUGACCUGGCUGGCUCAGAACGUGCUGCACAGACACAGAACCGGGGGCAGAGGCUGAAGGAAGGAGCCCAUAUAAACAGGUCUUUGCUAGCACUGGGGAACUGUAUCAAUGCUCUGAGUGAAAAGAAUGGCAACAAAUAUGUUAACUACAGAGACAGCAAACUGACACGUCUGCUUAAGGACUCUUUAGGUGGGAACAGUCGGACUGUAAUGAUAGCUCAUAUAAGUCCUGCUUCAACGGCCUUUGAAGAGUCUCGAAACACUCUGACUUAUGCUGAUCGUGCCAAAAGUAUCCGCACACGGGUAAAGAGGAAUCUGCUAAAUGUGUCCUACCACAUUGCCCAGUACACCAGCAUCAUCUCAGACCUGCGCAGUGAAAUUCAGAGACUAAAGAAAAAGAUUGCAGAUCAGGCCAGUCAUCAGAGCAGCCCUGAAAAAACGGAUAUACGACAUGUGCAGGCGGAGGUGCAGGCGCAUUCCACCCAGCAGAGCCGAGCAGAGAUGGACGAGCUUAGGCAGCAGCUCAUCGAAGCUUUUAGACAGCAGAUGGAGAUCAGAAAGCGUCUGAUGGAGCUGGACAACACCAACAUGGAAAUCCAGAUUGACAGCUCCAAACACCUGCUCACCAUUGCAGACUGGGAACAGGAGCGCAGCAGGCAUCGCAGGAAGUGGCAGGGUGAACGGAGGAAGGAGAGCUUUAACAAAGACGAGAGUGAGAAAGAUUCAGACACUCCAGAGUCUCCUUUUGACAGUGGAGAGAAUCAGGAGGUGGCCAUGGCCAGAGAGAACCUGGUUACACUCAUGGCUGAACAAAAGAAAAUACGCAAACAAAAGGCUGGGUUGGAGCGCCUUUUGGUGGAGCUGCGUCAGAGAGCUCGGCGGAUGGAGGAGCUGCUGCCAUGCAGAGUGAGUUCAGAGGAGCAGCGGGAAGUACUGGGGCUUCUUUGUAAAGUUCAUGAGCUGGAGAUCGAAAAUGCAGCAAUGCAGUCACAUGCUCUUCUCAAGGACAACGUCAUCCGACAGAAGGAUGUAGUGGUGCAGCGCUUUGAGCAGCACAGGCAGUUGUGCCAUGAGAUUAUCCAGCAACAGCGGCAGUUUAUAGACAAUCACAGCCUGCUGGUGCCUCCACAUCUUCAGGAGCUGUAUGACAUGUACAUCAGAGAGCUGCAGGAAAGAAACCUGGACCGAGUUGUGGCUUUAGACAGGGUGACCAUUCACACUCUUAAGGAGGGUUCUCUUCCCAAGAUUGCUCUUCCCAGCAGAGGACGUGACCCUUUACAAGAGUUGGACUCAGAUCAGGAAAGUGUUCGUACAUUGGGGUCGGAAACCAGACAAGGAAGGGUCAGAGUGCGGAGACAUACUCUGCCACCCAUUCUUCCUGAGCCUGACAGUGACAGUAACCGUGUGUUCAAGAACAGCUUGCAUGCAAAACAAAUGAAAAAUUAUGUUGUGAUGACUCCUCCGCCCAUUCAUAUCAACGGACAGGGCAACCGAGAGUUGUUCCCGAGUGCACUAGAGGGAGCUCUGAGCUGCAGCCUGCUGAGCCAUAGUGUUAGCAGCCACCUGGACUCCUCUCCAGAAAGCAGUGAACAUGGAACUGAAGCUCCUCUCACACCUAAAGAGAGGCAGAAGAUUCUAAAAGGAGUGCAUAGCAUUGCUGUGAAGGCAGCACGUCGCCGCUCUAAAGUGCUGGAGACAGAUGCCCUGCGUGUCCCCCCUCCCCCUUUGCCCUUGGACCUAAAGAAAAACAAGAACAGUCUGUGUUUGACUGAGACACCAACAAAAGGACCCAUGUUGCGUCGCGGCCGGCAGCCAAGCCCCGAGCUCCGCCAUGCCACUUCUGAUGACAAUUUGUCAAGUAGUACAGGUGAGGGGCCUGUACCAAACAGCACAUGGACACGACCCAGGUACCGGCAAGCCAUGUCCAAAAACACCGGUCCACGGGAACCAGACUUUGAGGCUCGCAGACGUAAAAGGAGAUCUCGUUCCUUCGAGGUCACUGGACAAGCUCUAACCCAGGGGAAGAACACCAGCCAGCGGCUCCGACCCCUUGAUAGCACUUCUGACCACCAUUUACAUGUUAAUGGUCAACCACCUGUACCCCUUCUACGUCCUCAGCCUAGAGCUAUGGUUCAGCUUGGCAAAGCCAGACCUUCCAACAAUAACCACCAAACAGGAUCCACAGUGGAUGCUUCCUUGAUCAACCUUCCUUCCCACCUUAACAAUGUUAAGCAUGGUGCCCAAAGCCGGCAGCCUCAGCCUCUUCUCUACAUUACCAGCACAGGAGCCGGGGGUCAUCGCACUCGCAAACACUGAGGACUUACACUAUCAAUAGCAGCACUGCACUGUGAACAAUCCUUAACAGUACCCAACACCAGCACUAACUGAUUCCAGAGACUGAGCUUCUAGCUGGGAUAAAUGCACAUUUUUUUUAUCCUCUAACUGGCCAAGCUGUACGUACUCACGUGUCUACUACCAGCCAUGAUGGAAAUCUCACUUGAGCCUUGUGCUGUGUACAGAGGGACUGGGCUAAUAAUCCAGCAUGUUGCCUCUCCUGCAAUUCAUUGUGUGCUUAAAGAUUUUUUUAACA